AUGGAGAAGAUGAGCCCGGACAAGAUCCAUGUUGGGAAGAUACUCCUCGCUGUCUUCGGUGCAGCAGUGGUGAUCACCUUAAUAGCCGUCCCAACAGCUAUAUUCCUCAAUGAAAAGAAGACAGAAGACCCCAAGAGGACCUUUACACUUCAUGACUACUUCAACAGCACCAUCAGAACCAGAUCCUACAACCUGCGCUGGCUUUCUGAUAACGAGUAUCUACAUAAGACACGAGAGGGCUCUGUUUUUCUCUUUAAUGUGUCCUCAGGGACUGGACAGGAGUUUCUGAGCCGUGAGCUGUUUGACUCCGUCAUGGCCAUAGAUUACAUGGUGUCAGCGGAUCACAAGUUUGUGUGUUUGCUGAAUAACUACAGAAAGGUCUGGAGACACUCAUAUACCGCGUCUUACCAAAUCUACAACCGCGAGAACGGGAGUUUCAUCACUACAGAUAUCCCGGAUAUGGUUCAGUACUUGGCUUGGGCUCCAACUGGCCACAGUCUGGCGUAUGUAUGGAAGAAUAAUGUUUAUGUAAAGUCCAGCCCCACUUCACCAUCAGAAGAAGUCACAGACAAGGGAGCUGAAAAUCUGCUCCUCAACGGCAUCCCUGACUGGGUGUAUGAGGAGGAGAUGUUUUCCACCAACCAUGCCAUGUGGUGGUCUCCAACAGGAAAAUACUUGGCCUUUGCCGAGUUUAACGACACAAAUGUACAAACCAUCGAAUACUCCUGGUAUGGAACAGGCCAGUACCCUGAAACAGUAUUCAUCCCGUAUCCCAAGGCAGGAACGCCAAACCCAACAGUGCGGCUUUUUGUAGUAGACGCAUCAAAUGUAUCCAGAAUUAUGGAAAUUAUUGUGCCAAGUCCUCUUGGCGCAGGAGAUCACUACUUGAGCACCGUGACAUGGGCCACAGAUGAGAGAAUCGCAGUCCAAUGGCAAAACCGGACUCAAAAUUAUGUGGUUCUGCAGAUGUACGAACUCGAUGGAGACUCCUGGAGAGAAAGCUCACCAAUAGUUUUGAGGAGCACUACAGGUUGGGUUGGUCGGUUCUCUCCGAGUGACCCAGUGUUUCGGCCUGAUGGUUCCAGCUGUUACUACAUUCUGAGCGACUCGAAAGGCUUCAAGCACCUUCAUCACAUCAGUGGAAACACUUACACACCCAUCACAUCUGGAGAAUGGGAGGUUACUGACAUCCUUAAAGUAACCAAAGAUACCAUAUACUACGUAAGUAAUCAGCACAACGGGCAUCCAGGGCAGAGAAAUGUUUACAGAAUCACUCUUGAUGGUGCUGAUUAUUCCCAACCCGUCUGUCUCACCUGUACACUGAUGGAGAACAGGUGUAAUUAUAACUCCGCCUCCUUCAGCACAGACGGUACCUACUACCGGAUGGACUGUUCAGGUCCUGGACUGCCUUUGUACACUUUAAGAGACACUCGAGGUGCUGGAUCAGAGGUCAGGGUCCUAGAGGACAAUAAGAAUUUAGGACUGAUUCUUCAAGAUAUCGCCAUGCCAGUGGUAACACAUGGCAAGCUGAAGAUUGGCGAGUUUGACCUCUGGUACCAGAUGACCUUGCCUCCUAACUUCGACAAGUCUAAAAAAUAUCCCCUUCUUAUUGAUGUCUACGCAGGUCCAUGCAGUCAGAAGUCAGACUCACGUUUCCGGAUCAGCUGGUCCACGUAUCUAGCCAGCACAGAGAACAUCAUUGUGGCUAGUUUUGAUGGCAGAGGCAGCGGGUAUCAAGGGGACAAGAUCAUGCACUCUAUUUACAAACGCCUCGGUACCUACGAAGUGGAGGACCAGAUCACCGCUGCCAGACGUUUCAUUGAUUUUGGCUACGUUGAUAAGAACAGAAUUGCAAUCUGGGGUUGGUCCUACGGUGGUUACGUCACCUCCAUGGUUCUCGGAGCAGGUAGCGGCGUUUUCAAGUGUGGCAUGGCUGUCGCACCAGUUUCAAAAUGGGAAUAUUAUGACUCCAUUUACACCGAGCGCUACAUGCUAACCCCGGCGGAAAACCUGGCCUUCUAUCAGAAUUCCACAGUGACGGGAAGAGCGAAGAAUUUCAGCUCAGUUCAGUACCUGCUGGUACACGGCACAGCUGACGAUAACGUUCACUUCCAACAAGCGGCGCAGAUCUCCAAAGCUCUCGUUGAUGAACAAGUGGAUUUUGAGUCAAUGUGGUACACCGAUGAGGAUCACAGCCUCGGAGGAUCAGCCAAUCAGCACGUCUAUACCCACAUGAGUCACUUCCUUAAAAGCUGCUUUGCAUAAGAUGAAGCUUAAAAUGUUGAAACAUCUUGACAUGAGUCAGUUCCUGGAAAUCUACUUCUCAUGAGACGUCUAUCUAAUCAAAACUGAUCUUUACUUGGAUUCUUACCCAGACUGCCUUUCCAAAAAUACAGCAGCCAGUAAAUUCCUCCUCUGCUCCUUAAUCCUGCAGGAAUGCUUGUGCUUCCUUGUACAGUUAAGGAACAUCUACGUCAGGGCAGUUCUGGAGUUUAAUGAUUGUUGCAACUCUUGUUUUUCUGUGAUUAAAUUAUACUUAUAAAAAUUAAGUUAAUAUCUGUAUGUACAACACAGUGGGAGUCUGAGUGACCUCAGAACAGUACAGUACAGAUCUGAGAAAGAGAAUUAUAGACUUUCACAAUUUCUAAGCAACUUAAUGUUGCAAGAUAAUUUAAAACCAAGACAUGUUUAUGAAAAGUAUGUGGAACAGUAGUCCAUGUAGAGCCUAAAGAUGUGGAAGGUUUGAGAUUCAUGUGCUACAGCCUGAUCAAGUGAUAAGGUGCUUAACAUUGCCCUGUUUUCAAUUUUUAAAAACUUGAAAGUUGCGUUUAAGUGCCUUGUCUAAGUAUCCACACUCCAUGAACAUUUUGAAGUUGGAAUUGAAAUGACUUGCCUUGUAUCUAGCUCCCUCCAUGCUGCUUCAAAUAUCCCCACAACUUGAUGCUGCCACCACUAUACUUCACCUGCAGCAAGGCCAGUAAGUCUUUAACUUGCAAUGCGUCUUCCAUCUGGACUAAACUGUUCUGCUCUUUAUUUUCUGAUCUUUAUUUUACCUCCCCAAACGACCACUUUACAUGUUUGUGUUGUUUGUGUAGAUUUAUACAUAUAAUUUCAAAACACUGAUCAGUUUAAGAAUUUACUAAUUGCAAUCCACAAUCCAUACUUAUUGAGAUUUUUGCCGUAUUGCUUUACUGUAUGGAUUAUUCAGCAUUUCUAGGACAUAUUUUGUGUAAAACAUCAGGAUAUAAAUUCUGUUUGCUGUCGAUAUAAUGUAAGAAAAUCAAAGCCAACUAAAUAUCUAUUUUUUAGUAGAGAAAAAGCUGGAGUAAGCAUCAGUGUGAAUGCGGGUCUGUGUAUUUUUACAGAAGAUCAACAUUGUACAUUUCUAAGUAAAAUUAUUUAUUAUAAAAUAUAUGUGUGUCAUUUUGCACAAAUAA
Trichomycterus rosablanca is the source of this 3437-nucleotide messenger RNA. RefSeq names its product dipeptidyl-peptidase 4 (gene dpp4). Gene Ontology annotation, biological process: proteolysis. Lineage: Eukaryota; Metazoa; Chordata; Actinopteri; Siluriformes; Trichomycteridae. The record is from RefSeq and is a predicted model, not a curated record. Gene Ontology annotation, cellular component: plasma membrane. Gene Ontology annotation, molecular function: serine-type endopeptidase activity. The coding region runs from base 1 to 2265 and encodes 754 amino acids. The transcript has 26 exons.